Molecule: messenger RNA, 2429 nt
Organism: Colias croceus (clouded yellow)
Lineage: Eukaryota; Metazoa; Arthropoda; Insecta; Lepidoptera; Pieridae
Gene: Dok
Product: docking protein 2
Exons: 2
Coding region: 178-1809 (543 amino acids)
Biological process (GO): cell surface receptor protein tyrosine kinase signaling pathway; positive regulation of MAPK cascade
Cellular component (GO): cytoplasm
Source: RefSeq, a predicted model, not a curated record
UCCUUUCCUUCAAAAGUUGGUAUUUUUGUGCUUUUUUUGUUUGAACUGUAAAUUAUUAAUAAUCUAUUUCAAAAAAAUAUACAACACAGUAUUAGAGUUUAGCUAACAACUGUGUGAUCAAAUGAAAUGUGCAUAUAAUAUAAUUGAAAUAAAACAAUAUUUGCAUUGUAAAUCACCAUGGAACAAGACGAUGAGAUAAAAUCGGGUUGCUUAUUAUUUCCACCAGCCGGGGGAAAUGUUUUUAGCAAAUUUCCGAAAAAGAAAAAUUGGCAACAAAAAUACUGCAUAUUAUUCAAUGCAAGUAAACAGGGCAUUGAACGGCUGGAAAUAUAUGAUAAUAAAGAUGAGGUGACUACUGGUGCUAUACCCAAAAUCAUAACUCUAGAAAAUUGUAUUAAAAUAACACAUACUAGUCCAAACACCAUUACCAUUUUUACUAAGUCCCUCACACAACAAAUAUGCGCUCCAUCUGAAGCAGAAACCUUAGAAUGGGUGACAGCCCUACAAUCUGUCGCAUUCAGAGGCAGGUCAUCUAGUCCAAUUAGUUGUGAUGAAGAUAAUGACCUCUACUGCUCAUCAGGCGAAGGAGUGUUUUCUGUAAAGUUAUGUGCAUCAGAAGCUUCAACAAGAUGCGGAUUAGAAUCUAUAAGAUAUUUGCUUCUGCUCACAGCAACAGCCAUUGAAUUGAGGGAUGCUAAUGAUAAUAAAUUGUAUGCAACAUGGCCAUAUAGGUAUAUAAGACGCUAUGGUUAUAGACAGGGUAAAUUUACAUUUGAAGCGGGAAGAAAAUGUGACACAGGUGAAGGAAUUUUUCACUUAGAGCAUCCAAAUCAAUCAGAAAUAUUCAAGUGUUUGUCAUUAAAGAUGAAGACAAUGAAGCAGAUGAUUGGAAAUGAUAAUUUACAUAGUCCUGAACAUUCUGAGUUUAAUAUUCAACCCAGCAUUAAUUUGUUUCCUGGUUCACGGAGUCCAUUAGUAGCGGCUAGACCCGAUGAUCUAAAUUUGAGUUCUCUUUCAUUUAAAAGUGCUUCAGUUACCAGUCAACAGACUUCAAGCACAGAUAGAGACACAGCUCCACUUUUGAUGCCAAAACCAGCUCUCAAACCCAAACCUCAGAAACCACCACGUAAAAUUAUUAAUGUUCCAAAAGUGAAAGAUAUUACAAGUUCAACUGAUGAGAGCAUUGAUUUUGGAAGAUAUAGAAAGCUUGAUAAUUAUGAACCCAUAGAGCAAAUUAAGAAAGAAAGUCCAUUAGUGCCAUAUGACAAAGUGGAAGUGAGAAGUGAAGCUUGGAAAACAUUAGGUAUAGAUGAUCCUGAUCAUACAGAAUUUACGCCAAACUUAGGUGAUAGUCCAAACUGCAUGAAGCUGAUAUCAAGGUCUCAAGAUAAUUUAAACACAUCUGGGCCAGAAUCGUCAAGGAUUAUUUUAUUACCGAGCCCUGUUGUUGACCCAGAAGAUGAAAAUUAUGAUAGAUUACAAUACUUUGGGUCGACAAGCAAACUCAAUAAGUCUUCAAGGUACAAAAAAAUUGAAGCGAGACCUACAACAUUGGCCUUAAAUGAUUCCAAAAGCAAAGAUACUUGGAAUGACUAUGAUGAAGUUGAAAAUGUUAUGCAAACAGCUAGAUUAGCAGAUGAUUCACAUCUGGGCUAUGGUAUGAUCCGGAAACCAAACACACCAGGCCCUCAAGUGCCUACAGCUGCACAAGCUCAAGUACUUCAAAACCAAGUUGGCUUGGAAGAUGUGACACAUAAUAAUUGCAAUGGAACUGACUAUGCAAUUGUUAGCCGCGCAAAACGAGUAUAACAGAGAUUAGUUAUUUGAGACUGAAAAUACAAUGACUUUUAGUUGAUUCGAUAAAUUUAAAAUAAUUUUUUUUUGAGAGAAAAUGUCACAUUACGAAAAAAAAUAUGUUUAAAUUUCACUUAAUAUGGUGGCAUUUGAACUGUUAAUCUGUGGCACUUUAGCUGUUCGUAUGUAAUGCACUUUUUAUUUGAAACAAUUUUCAUUAGGCAUUCUGAGAAAUGAAGUGUUUUCAUACAUUUUUUUUAUGAUAAUUUUGAAUGAUAUGCUUGGAUAUUUUCUUAGUAUUGAAUUGAAUGAAUUUAUGAAUAUUAUUCAUUGUGAUAUAAAAUUCCAUCUAUAAAAUGUUUAUAUUUUGUCUAAGAGAUUUAUUUGGAAUCUGCAAUUUAAAAUUGAAGACUGUUCAAGCAUUCCUUGUAGAAUACUUACAUAUAAUGUAAAUUUAGAUUAAUUUUUAAGUAUUGUUUAUUGUUUUAUCGAAUUUUUCAUGUAACUAUGUGAUUUCUCAGUGCCUUGUAUUUCUAGUAUUAUUAUCUGAUAGUUCAGAUCUGAUUUAAUUUAAUUAUAAGAUAUUGUUUUACCUUUUUUAUGGUGAUUUUUAUAACUUUACAACAUAUUAAUUA